AUGACCGUCACAUACGAGUCGCCCGCCCGGGGCGCUCAGGCCUCAAUGGCCACUCUCGAAGACCGCUUCGAGGUGAUCAAGGAGGUUGGUGAUGGCAGUUUCGGUAGCGUGGCCGUCGCACGUGUGCGCACUGCAGGCGCUCAUAUCGCGCGGAGAGGCACGAUGGUCGCGAUCAAAACAAUGAAGAAGACAUUCGACUCGCUGUCGCCAUGCCUCGAACUCCGAGAAGUCAUCUUCUUGCGCACAUUACCCGUGCACGCUCACCUGGUGCCUGCCCUCGAUAUCUUCCUCGACCCGCUUUCGCGCAAACUGCACAUCUGCAUGGAGUACAUGGACGGCAACCUGUACCAGUUGAUGAAGGCCCGCGACCACAAGUACUUCGAAGGCAAGCAUGUCAAGAGCAUCCUGUACCAGAUCCUGUCGGGAUUGGACCACAUCCACGCACACCACUUCUUUCACCGUGACAUCAAGCCCGAAAAUAUCCUCGUGUCCACUUCCGCUCCAAACGACUCGGCUUUUAGCCGCUACUCCAACCUUGUUACUCCUCCUUCCACUCCUCCGACCUACUCUGUGAAGAUUGCCGACUUCGGUCUUGCUCGCGAAACUCACUCCAGACAGCCCUACACCACCUACGUGUCGACACGCUGGUACCGAGCACCUGAAGUUCUUCUGCGCGCUGGGGAGUACUCGGCUCCAGUGGAUAUGUGGGCCAUUGGUGCCAUGGCGGUCGAGAUCGCUACCCUCAAACCUCUUUUCCCUGGCGGCAACGAGGUAGACCAGGUCUGGCGCAUCUGUGAGAUCAUGGGCAGCCCCGGGAAUUGGUAUAGCAAGUCCGGCGCGAAGGUUGGUGGCGGUGAAUGGCGUGAGGGUUCGCGCCUGGCCAACAAGCUCGGCUUUACGUUCCCCAAGAUGGCCCCUCAUCCCAUGGAGAGCGUGCUCCAAGCGCCUCAGUGGCCGACCGCCCUCAGCGAAUUCGUUACGUGGUGUCUCAUGUGGGACCCAAAGGUACGGCCAACUUCUACCCAGGCAUUGAACCACGAGUACUUUGCCGAUGCUGUCGACCCGCUGCGCCCCAAGUCGUCUACUUCCUCGCGGUUGCUGGGCCGGAAGCAGUCCGACAAGGUCUUGAAGUCCCCGGCGCGGGACCCCUGCGAUUCUCCCACGCUCUCGUCGAAGCCGUCGUGGUUCCGGAGAUCCUUGAUUGGCCGCUCGGAUAGCCCUGCACCGACCAUCGAGAACGACAGUCCGUCUCGGCCGCCUGCAGUGUCGUACAAUACCGUGCCUGACCUGCAACCCGUAAAGGCCCGGCCACCAAACAACAAGCGAGCCACGUGGACCAACGGUGCCCCGAUGCCCAUCCUGCCUUCUAUCCGGCCGGUGUCUCCUCUGUCCAACGCCGUCACGGCGCAGGCCACCCACUCGACGGUGGCUCAGACCAAGGCAUCAAAAUCGACAGAACAAGAUGUCGGCAAGAGCAAAAAGAUUGGUCGUCAACUGUCGGUCAACUCCAAUGGCAACCAUUAUGCAGAUAUCCACCGCCAGGAGGCCGAGAGGAUGCUGAUCGGCUCGGGCAACGCCUCGAACACCAAGGAAAGCUUCUUUUCCCAUCUGCGCAAGCGCGCGCGCCGGUUAUCAGGUCGCAAUCAGGUCACCGCUGUUCCUGACGACGUCGAAGCCAAUGCAGGCUGUAUCCCGUGGUCGAACCGCUCAUCCAUGGCAUUGGACGGAGCCAACCCCGGUGACGCCAAGUCAUCCGACCUCAGCGAGCUGGAUAAGGCUCUUCAGAGCGUGAAGUACUCUCUGGACUCGUCCUCUCUCGGCAAUGUCCCAGUGCAAUUGAACUCUGGCGUGGAGGGCACCCCCAUCAAGCGCCAAUCAAUGCCUCAGACUACCAGCGCUACGGGCGGCCCGAUCUCAAGCCGGACCCGCCGGGCUCUGCAGAUGUCGACGCACCCGGUUCACCGCUAUGAGACCCCCGAAGAAGAAGAUGAGCUUCUUGACGAGGUGCUGCACUCGGCCAGCAAGGCAGCCAGGCGUCUGGCACAGACCCAGUCCCUAGCCGUCGACCCGACCACUGCGCACCAGUAUGAAAAGAACCGUCCACUCCCAAGCCCAUACCCUACUCCUUCGCCGACGGCCAAGGAUAGCUCGCCCUCGUUCGACACCAACACGUCUACACCGUCCAAGUCUACCAGCAAGAUGGACUCGAUAUCAAGCCGCCAAUGGCCCACUCCUCCCUAUGAGGAGACGGAGUGGACCAAAAAGGCUCCCACUUCGCACUAUUUCACUCCGGAAUCCAACUUCAUCUAA
Penicillium riverlandense is the source of this 2310-nucleotide messenger RNA. RefSeq names its product serine/threonine-protein kinase. The coding region runs from base 1 to 2310 and encodes 769 amino acids. The record is from RefSeq and is a predicted model, not a curated record. Gene Ontology annotation, cellular component: cytoplasm; nucleus. Gene Ontology annotation, molecular function: protein serine/threonine kinase activity; ATP binding. Gene Ontology annotation, biological process: protein phosphorylation; intracellular signal transduction. Lineage: Eukaryota; Fungi; Ascomycota; Eurotiomycetes; Eurotiales; Aspergillaceae. The transcript has 2 exons.